Marasmius oreades (fairy-ring Marasmius) is the source of this 1620-nucleotide messenger RNA. It is a transcript of the gene ACU7, whose product is annotated as Isocitrate lyase. The coding region runs from base 1 to 1620 and encodes 539 amino acids. The record is from RefSeq and is a predicted model, not a curated record. Gene Ontology annotation, biological process: carboxylic acid metabolic process. Gene Ontology annotation, molecular function: isocitrate lyase activity. Lineage: Eukaryota; Fungi; Basidiomycota; Agaricomycetes; Agaricales; Marasmiaceae. The transcript is spliced from 6 exons.
AUGGCAAACGAGCGAGCCGCAUUUGCUGCAGAGGUCAGGCAGAUCGAAGAAUGGUGGCAGAGCCCUCGUUUUGCCCGAAUCAAGCGUCCUUACACUGCUGCCCAAGUCGUUGCGAAGCGAGGAACGCUCCCGAUUCAGUAUCCUUCCAACUUGAUGGCCAAGAAGCUCUGGACUCUCUUAAGCGAACACGCUAAACGUGGAACACCUUCUCAUACAUAUGGAGCUCUUGACCCGGUGCAAGUUACACAAAUGGCAAAGUACCUCGAAACCGUCUACGUCUCCGGAUGGCAAUGUUCUAGUACCGCGUCCAGCACUAAUGAGCCAGGACCGGAUCUUGCUGACUAUCCUUCCAAUACCGUACCUAACAAGGUCGAGCACUUGUUUAUGGCACAAUUGUUCCACGACCGCAAGCAGCGUGAGGAACGGAGCAAGAUGUCAGAAGCCGAACUUGUCAAAACACCUAUUAUUGACUAUCUUCGCCCUAUCGUCGCUGACGCUGACACCGGCCAUGGCGGUCUUACCGCUGUCAUGAAGCUUGCAAAGAUGUUUGCAGAAAAGGGUGCCGCUGGUAUUCACGUUGAAGAUCAGGCUGCCGGAACGAAAAAGUGCGGACAUAUGGCGGGAAAAGUACUGGUUCCUAUCCAGGAGCAUAUCAACAGACUGGUGGCCAUUCGCCUUCAAUUCGAUAUCCUGGGAGUGGAGAAUUUUGUCGUCGCACGUACAGAUUCCGAAGCCGCCACUCUCAUCACAACAAACAUCGACGAUCGAGACCAUGCCUUCAUCCUAGGUUCCACCAACUCCAGUCUUCCUCAUCUCAACAAAUUGAUGGCUGAUGCUGAGAGAGCCGGCAAAAACGGAGAACAGUUGCAAGCUAUCGAGGAUAAAUGGAUAACAGAAGCCAAUCUGCAGACGUUCCCGGUCGCACUUAGCAACGCUUUGAGCAAGCAAGGUGCAACUUCUGCCAACAUUCAAAAGCUCCAGUCGCGUAUAGCGCAUAUCUCCUACCCGGAGGCAGUCGCGAUUGCACAAAAGGAGUUUGGUUUAAAGAGUGUUCCUCACUGGGACUGGGACAGCCCCAGGACUCGAGAGGGCUAUUACCGCUACCAGGGAGGAACACAAUGUGCUAUCAACCGGGCGGUUGCUUUCGCUCCAUAUGCGGAUCUUCUUUGGAUGGAGACCAAGAAACCGAUUCUCGCUCAAGCCCAGGAAUUCGCUGCUGGAGUCCAUGCUGCACACCCAGGACACUGGUUGGCGUACAACCUGAGCCCUUCGUUCAAUUGGGAUGCCGCCGGUCUUAACGAGAGGGAUAUGGAAGCGUACGUUUGGGAGCUGGGCAAGCUGGGCUUUGUGUGGCAGUUCAUCACGCUCGGAGGGUUGCAUUCGAAUGGUUAUAUCUCUGACUUGUUCGCUAAGGAAUUCGCAAAAACUGGUAUGAAGGCGUACGUGACGCUGAUCCAGAGAAAAGAGAGAGAGCUUGGCACGGAUGUCCUCACCCAUCAGAAGUGGAGUGGCGCAGAAUACGCGGACAAUAUGAUCAAGACCGUUACUGGUGGUGUUUCUUCCACCGCCGCAAUGGGUGCUGGGGUCACAGAGUCGCAGUUCGGUGGGCCAAAACUUUGA